AUGCCGACCGCGACAGCACCAGUUCCCUCACUUGCGGAAGAAUCCGAGCUCCGCAAGACUAGGCUCCUUGCGCUCAGGCGGAAAAAGCUUGGGGAUAAUACAGAGGUUCCAGGCCUCCCCCAGAUCAAGCAACGAAACUUUGACGCGGAUGCUCGGAAAGUUAUCAAGAAGAAAGAUGCUACCGACGAAGAGGACACUGUGGAGAAGCAGGUCGCUGGUCUGGCGGAGUUAAUUAUUGCAGACGACGAGCAAAAGAGGGAGGAGGAGCUUGAUCUGACAAACAUCGCACCCAAACGGCCAAACUGGGAUUUGAAACGAGACUUGGACAAGAAACUUGUCAAGCUCGAACGUCAAACACAGCGAGCGAUACAUACGCUUAUUCGGCAACGACUGUCCGGUCAAAAAGAGGUACCCACUGAUCUCGCCGCCACGCUGAGCGCAGCCCAAAAAGCCAACGACCAGGACAUUGAGGGAGAAGACGCUGAUUCGGACGAGGAUUAA
Molecule: messenger RNA, 501 nt
Organism: Rhizoctonia solani
Lineage: Eukaryota; Fungi; Basidiomycota; Agaricomycetes; Cantharellales; Ceratobasidiaceae
Product: pre-mRNA-splicing factor CWC18
Exons: 4
Coding region: 1-501 (166 amino acids)
Cellular component (GO): post-mRNA release spliceosomal complex; U2-type spliceosomal complex
Source: RefSeq, a predicted model, not a curated record